Bathycoccus prasinos is the source of this 1311-nucleotide messenger RNA. RefSeq lists its product with no specific name. Bases 1 to 1311 code for a protein of 436 amino acids. The record is from RefSeq and is a predicted model, not a curated record. NCBI's taxonomy places the organism in Eukaryota, Viridiplantae, Chlorophyta, Mamiellophyceae, Mamiellales, Bathycoccaceae. Gene Ontology annotation, molecular function: DNA binding. The transcript has 2 exons.
AUGAGCAGACGAAGAAAGAACCCACACCCUCAGCGCGCGGUGAACGCGAGGACGGUUUUGAAGGCAGAGAAAGAAGAGGAACCUUUGGUGUUGCGUUCGAGGAUGAUGAUUCCUGAUGAUGCCGAGGACGAGGACGACGAGGAGGCAAAUCGUCAGAGACGACGAAAAGGUAAAAAAGGGGAGAAAAAUUCAAAAUCAGCAGAGAGAAGUGUAGCGCGAGGAGAGAGGGAAAACAGAGUAAAGACGAUGAUACCGCCGAACGCGAACCAAAAACCAGAUGAACCUGUGCCACGAAAACCAGCGCUCGAUGCGACGACGACGACGAUUUCACCUCCUGCUUUGAUGCAACAAAAAGUGUCACCCAAAGGAGGAAUGCAACUCCCCCCGAUACCGCCGCUCCCGGAACACCUCAAAAACGCGGACACGGAAACAAAGUUACUCUAUUUCCGGGAGGCAAAACGCGUCUUAAUUGAAAAGUGCCGAGAGAAUCGGUGCGGGAACGACGAGGUGACCAGGGAGACGCAUGGUUUAGGAGAAUUCACAUCGGGUUGGAAAAGGCCUGGAUUACGCGAGUGCACGGCGCAGGAAUUCGCGUACGAUUUCUUCAAGUUUCACGAGCAACGAGGCGAGUUUGAUUACGAAAACGUGUGGGAGUACGUCCUCAUCUUUCUUCUUUGCCCGCGCGUCGUCUCGGCGUCGUCGGCGUCGCCGAUGACGCCGCUUGGCGGCAUCCAGUUGUCGUCGUCUCGGCGUCGUUUUACUGUUUUCUAUGAUUUAAAACUGACCAAAAGCGCGUUCUCUCGCGUUCUUCUUUCUCUCUCUCUUUCGCUUAACAGUAAACUGGACCGACUCAUCUCGCGCUCCGGGAAACCGUUCGAUUUGUUAACCUUUUACGGCGAAGUCUGUCGAAGAGGUGGUUUUGGUCGAAACAGGGUCGAGGCAAAGUGCAGAUUUUCAAUCUCUAAGAUCUUUAAAGUCAUGUUUAACUACUUCGAUCAGCACUCGUACACGGACAUCGGGAAUAAGCUGUUUGACGUGUACGAGCUCUUUUUUUUACCGUACGAAAGAGCGCACUCACAGGAAGACGUGGCGGAGAAGUGGGAAAACAGAGAAGGCGUGCCGAGAGUGCAAGAUAUUGCGAGUCAGUUUUACUAUUUGAGAGAACGGAAGGAGGUGGAGAAGGCGCAAAUCGCGAUGCAUUUGAGACGCGGGAAGAAGUACGAUCCGAAUUUCGUGCCGAUGUUUAGAAUGAGCGUCCAUCGAAGUUUGUUGUUGGAGGGGGUAGAACAAGAGAAAAACGCAACAAAUUGA